AUGAUUAGGAACAGGACUAAGGCGAACGGGGUCAACUGUUGUCUGUCUCAACUGAAAAGGGGAAAAUCACGCACCGGGUUAGUCAUCCAGGCGGUUGACAAUCUCGUUAUCUGUUAUCAGAUACUGUAUUCUCCCAAGCAUAUCACUAUCAAAAUGGCUCCGAUCCGUUCAAUCAAGAAAGCGACAAUCGCCAAGAAGCCCUCCAGCGGGAAGGGCAUCCCAUCCCCCAAAGCUAGUGCAUUCGAGGACGACUUUCGGACCACAAAAAGGGAUAAGAGAUCGAUUAAACACGCCAGCUUUGUAUCAAAAAUUGAGAAGAGCUCCUCGAAGGCUCCAAAGCGCCGGCGCGCUUCAAAGAAGCUCAUUGCCAACCUGGAAUCACUCGCCGAUGCCUUACCCGAGACAGAAAUGGAGAUGAACGAUCCCAGCAAUCAAGUGAACAUCAUCAAACAGAAGACACUUAAGCAUAAACCAGGUGCGAUGAAGCGCAGGCAUAAACUGGAGAAAGUUGAGCGGGAUCGGUUUGCGAAGAACAUGGCGCAGAUGGCCAGUAUCCAAACGAAUGCAACAGCAGAGGCAGAGUCUAAGGACGAAACUGGCUCAACAUCGAACCGUUGGGCAGCGUUACGGAACUUCAUUUCUCAAACCAUAGAGCAACAGCCAGCCUUUAAAACCAAUUCAUGA
This is a messenger RNA of Aspergillus clavatus NRRL 1, 684 nucleotides long. RefSeq names its product FAM207/SLX9 family protein. Gene Ontology annotation, biological process: maturation of SSU-rRNA from tricistronic rRNA transcript (SSU-rRNA, 5.8S rRNA, LSU-rRNA). The record is from RefSeq and is a predicted model, not a curated record. NCBI's taxonomy places the organism in Eukaryota, Fungi, Ascomycota, Eurotiomycetes, Eurotiales, Aspergillaceae. Gene Ontology annotation, cellular component: nucleolus; 90S preribosome; preribosome, small subunit precursor. Bases 1 to 684 code for a protein of 227 amino acids. The transcript has 3 exons.